Molecule: messenger RNA, 729 nt
Organism: Seriola aureovittata
Lineage: Eukaryota; Metazoa; Chordata; Actinopteri; Carangiformes; Carangidae
Product: parvalbumin, thymic-like
Exons: 5
Coding region: 143-475 (110 amino acids)
Cellular component (GO): nucleus; cytoplasm
Molecular function (GO): calcium ion binding
Source: RefSeq, a predicted model, not a curated record
GUCACAUAGUAGAGCGGCUCCGGUUAACGAACUGAGCUAUGUGUCCAACGAAAGACAGUAGACAUAAUGAAGUUGUACGUCGAAGUGGUCACAUAUUACACCAGGCUGCAACAUCCAGCACAACAGAGUCUCCGCCACGACCAUGGCUAUCACCGACUUUCUUGCAGCUUCAGACAUCACUUCAGCUAUCAAUGCUUGUAAAGCGAAGGAUUCCUUUAGCCCAAAGAUGUUUUUCAAAACUGUGGGUUUAUCCAAGAAAAGUCCGACAGAGAUCGAGCGAGUCUUUAAGAUCUUGGACCAGGACAAAAGUGGCUACAUAGAGCAGGAUGAGUUACAACUGUUCCUGCAGAACUUUGCCAAAGGGGCAAGGCCCCUGACCGCAGCUGAGACCAGAGCUUUCCUCCUGGAGGGAGACUCAGAUGGAGAUGGGAAGAUUGGCUGGGAAGAGUUUUCUGCGCUGGUCAAGUCUUCAUAAGGCCUGCACAGUCUCUUGAUGAUAUGUUGUACGGUGAUGAUCUCAGGAUGAACUUCUUUUUAUAAUGUUUAGCUACAAUAAAUCCCAUGGACUCAUCCAUGUGUUUAGAGUCAUAAAAUAAAAUACAUCAGAGUUCAAAUGGAAAAUUAUGUAAUAUAGUAAUUCAAGUAAAACUCAAAUUAAAUAUUGCCUCUCUGCUAUGUGUCUUUCCCUGCCGGAAGAGUUCAUAAAUAAAUCUACUUUUCGCCAUCAAA